Messenger RNA from Volvox carteri f. nagariensis, 222 nucleotides. RefSeq lists its product as uncharacterized. The transcript has a single exon. The annotation marks the transcript as partial. Lineage: Eukaryota; Viridiplantae; Chlorophyta; Chlorophyceae; Chlamydomonadales; Volvocaceae. The record is from RefSeq and is a predicted model, not a curated record.
UUCCCCGAAGUUCCUUCCCCGAAGUUCCUUCCCCGAAGUUCCUUCCCCGAAGUUCCUUCCCCGAAGUUCCUUCCCCGAAGUUCCUUCCCCGAAGUUCCUUCCCCGAAGUUCCUUCCCCGAAGUUCCUUCCCCGAAGUUCCUUCCCCGAAGUUCCUUCCCCGAAGUUCCUUCCCCGAAGUUCCUUCCCCUUUGGAAACCCUUUUUGUUACCCAUCCCCUUUAG